Messenger RNA from Linum tenue, 8582 nucleotides. The record is from the annotation of a GenBank genome assembly. Lineage: Eukaryota; Viridiplantae; Streptophyta; Magnoliopsida; Malpighiales; Linaceae.
AUGGCCUUCUUUUUCUUCAAGGAUGACAAGCUACAAAAUGUUUUGGGCCAUUUCCAGAAGGACUUUGAGGGUGGAGUUUCUGCUGAGAAUUUGGGGAAAAUGUUUGGUGGGUAUGGCUCAUUUUUGCUUGGUGAUGAAUCCUCUAUUUGGUUACACCCAAAAACUUCACAAAACAUCUCAAACUCGCCAAGAUCUCCUAACCAUUUGCAACUCAAGGGUAGCUCGUGGAUGUCCAAACCAGCCCCAAGUGUACCUCAGACAAGACAUAGAGGUGCUUCCUGUGGGCCCAAUGCAUUGAAUACUCCAGCUAUGACAUCUGACAAUGUUUCUGUUAAACGAGAUCCUUGUUUAUCCUCCAAUCAAGUUGGUCACAAGUUCAACUUGAGGGAUGAAAAUCCAAGUCAAUCAAGCAACAUACCUGACCAAAGGUCGCUCAAGUUCCGCAUAAAAGUUGGGUCUGAUAGUAUGGCUCAUAAAAAUGAAGCUAUAUAUAGUGGUCUUGGGCUGGGAGAUUCCCCACCUUUGUCAUCCGGGAAUUGUCUCAAUGAAGGUAGUGAUAUGCUGCUAGAAUCAUUUGAAGCAGAUGGUUCUCCUACCAGCAUUGUGCAGGCAAUGACUUCUUUCCCUGUUCCUGGGAGUAGCCUGAUAUCACCUCUACAUGAUAGUCUACUUUGUAUCUGUAAAAGGGAAGGGCUCUCCAGGAGCGCCCAACCUAUUAUUGUCCUUAAGAGUAACAAAAAGUGUCCAGGGCCAUCCGUGGAUCAGUCCAUUUCUGGUUGGAAUUUGGUGGGUCGUGAGAUGGAGAAAACUAAUGUCUCCGGGAAAAUCGAACCAGCAGUGGAGAUGAAAAGUGGCAACGCUAUGAAGAACCUAGAGGAUCAUAGUGAAGCUAAGGAUACGAAAUAUAACCGAUCAAGAGCCGUGGCUCUCUCGGAUACACUUUGUGCUCGCGACCCAGUCAUGGGCCCUGGCCUCGCCUCUCUAUUAUCCGAGGAGACUAAUGAAGAUGAGCUCAGGAAUAAGUUGUUGCCUUCUGAUAUAUUGAAGGAAGAAUCUCUGGAGUCAAUAUUAGCCCCAAUUAGUUGCAAGGUUCAGAAGGGAGAUGCUGACGCUUUUUCAAGCAAGAAAUCUUUGAAACGCGCUGUUAAUAAUAAGGAUAGUUUGACAAAGCAAAGGAAGCUUGUUAGUAUCAAAUAUGUCAAAUCCACUGUGCCUUUUAAACCUUGUGUUGAUGAUUUGGAGGCAGGGGCUCUGUUGAAACUGAGCCAGGAAGCUACAAGUCAGGUUGAAAAGGGGACUUCCAGGAAAGAGGGAAUUGAAGCUGUCAAGCUAGGUGGGAAGAAAAAGAAACUGGUUGAAGGCAAGAAGCAGUUGCAUCAAACUGAAAGCCAUAGAAAUCCAUCUGCUGUUAUAAAGAAGGAAAGGUUUGAUGCAGUUAGUGUCACAGCACCUAAUCCUACUGUAAACAUCGACCUUGAUGUGCGUGGAAGAAGCAAUACGGUUCACAAGUUUUCGCCAAAGAAGAAUAUCGAUAAAACUAGAAAAAAUCAGAGAGCUGCUGUGCACAAUAGAGCGGGGCCAAUGGAUCAUAGCUCUAGUCUGCCCUCUCUUUUUAGACUGAAUAAUUCUAGCAUCAAUACUGUAGAGGCGGAGCAAAGUGCUAAAUUGAAGGAAAGUUCCAGUGUUAAAAGAGUUGAUAAGCUUCGGAUGUCUGGGCUGUCUGUCAAUGGGGUGUCACAUGUAGGUCCUCAAGAUAAUGUGGUCACUGAAGUGUUUCCUCCUGCAUCUGGAGCUACUCCUGUGAUAGUCAAGGAAGAUUGGGUUGCCUGUGACGAAUGUGAAACCUGGCGUUUGCUACCAUUCGGCAGAAAGCCAGAGGAUCUUCCAGACAAGUGGACGUGUAGUAUGCUGGACUGGCUGCCUGGAAUGAACAGCUGCGAUAUCAGUGCGGAAAUGACUAACACAUUUAAUCAGAUUGAUCCACAAAAUCCCGGUUAUGGGGUUGCAUCAGGAUCAAAUACUGCAAAUCAAGGUAAUAGCCAGAAUCACUUGACUCUUGACUCGCUUGCCAUGUCUUCAGAGGGAAAAGAAAAGCAGGUUGUCAAGGAAACAGCAAAAGCACGCAGCAACCAUGGCUUCAUCGAGAAAUCAACUUCUGCUAAGAGCCGCUUGCUGGACUCUGUGAACAGCAGAAGCUUGAAUGAUAUGUGCCAGCCAGUUGCUGAACUCAGUUUGGCGAACAGAUACAGUUCACAUCACAUGAGUGAGUCAGGGAACUUGGUUGUGGGCACUUCCACAGCUAACUUGAAAUGUAGUGAAGCUGCAGAAUCAAAAUUGAUUAACAAGAGUGAGAGUGAUCAUACUCCAGGCAGGAAAUGUAAGAAAUUAAGGAUUGAUGACAUUGCUGCAGAGCGGAGAUGUAAGAAGUCAAGGACUGAGGACAUUGCUGCACACCGUGGCCUAUCUGUUGACCUGGGGAGGGCAAGUCUCGGUACCAAAGCUGUUCCAAAUAUUAAGGAUGGUGCAAAGCAGAUCAAGUUAUCAAAAGAGUGUGCCUAUGCGAGGGAUGUGAAGAGUGACUCUCAGGAAAGAUUGUCGGGCUCUGUGAAGGUGGGACACCAAGCUCAAAUAUCUCCAGAUGGUGGAUCAUUGAAUGCUAGGAUACCUGACAGAGCUGAAAAUCGGUUGAAAAAAAGAAAAUUGAAGGAGUGGCAAGAGACUCGGCUCAGGGCUGUAACAAAUUCCGGUGCAGAAGAAAGUUCUGGUAGUAAAUUGAACAAGGAAAAGAAACUAAGGAAGCGUGUAGCUAGAGAGCCUGGUACUAAGACUGUUCAGGAUAAACUCAGCAAAGAGGGAGGGGUCCCAAUAGUUUACCAAGGCGUUGAUGAUGACCCUGUGCAUGUUUUUGAAGAAGUCAAAGAUAUUGACAAGGGUGCUCUGCUGCUUAAGAAACAAAGACGGAAGGUUGAUUCAUCAAGAAACAAUGUGGUAAGUGCACAAGUGGCUAUGACCACCAAUUCAAGCUCUUCAAAGGUCUUGGAUUCAUGUAAAACUAUAGCAACCUCUGAUGACUUCAAAGGAUCACCAGUAGAAUCAGUUUCUUCAUCUCCCUAUAAGGCCAUGUUGCAGGAGAAGCUUGGAAUGGCCAGAGGGGGCAAUCUUGGGAAAGACAAUGCUGUAAAUGGCAGAACUUUCUUUGCUGAAGUGAAUAGAUGCGGGGAUCUUUGUGGUGAUGGUGAAUUGAGUGAAGCUGGAGUCACUUCGAUGGAGAAAGCAUCUGGUAGUUUUCAUUCUCAACCCCUCAAAUAUUUUCCAUCAGAUCACAGAGAUGGACAUGCUAAUCACAGAGUCGGUGGGAAAACAAAAUCUUCCACUGUGCCUGUUGGUAAUAGCGUAAGUAUGGAGCAACAACACUGUUGUUCUAGCGAAUUGCUCGAUGCCAAGAACAUCCAUGAUGUAAAUAGAGAGAAGCAAAACAAUCGCGGAUACACAUUGUUGCGGAUCAAAACGGGCAACGGCUCAUCUUCAUUGGUGAAGGUUCGUACUAAUGCUUCCACUUCUGGGUUUGUUAAAGAUAAAGUGAAGGCUUCAGAUGUGCCGAGUGAGCAGUGGCCCAAAUCUUCGAGCCUCGCUCGUAAAAGGAAGCAAGAUAGUCCUGAUAAUUCUGGCGACGAACCUAGUAAAAGUGAGGAUAAUGCAAAAAGGAGUAGUUCUGUCGGACGAUGCUCUAGAGACAGCAGGUUGAGACUGCAGUUGAAUACUGGAGAGUGUAAUGAUUCAGAUGCAAAAUUGGAUACACCACUUGGCAAGAAUGGAAAUGUUAGCCCCUUGAUUAAUUCUGAUGAUGACAAUAAGCGAGGUUCAACACGAGAAGACUCCAGAAACCGGAUCCUAAAAGUACUCCCGUUUGCUGAAGGUAAAGGUAAACCUCGGAGUCAGGGUCAUGAAUCUGUACUGGGCUCUCAACAGACAGGUGAACUUCAUGUUCUGUCUAGUCAAGCCUCAGAGAAAGGUGAUAUGUCAAAGGCUUUGCAACAACACCCUGGAAAUCCUGGCAACAAAGGCGAGGCUUGUCAAAGUUUGAAACAGCUUCCAUCUGCUUUCAGAGAGGCCAGAGGUCAUAGUGCUAAGAGUCCCUUGAAAACAAAAUCUUCUAGCCAGACUGCUAGUGAUGCUUUGGAAAAAGCCCAAAAGCAGAGAGAUUGUGCUGAUAGAAUGAAGAGCUCUGGUUUUGAUUUGGAAAGUAGGGAAGCAUAUUUCCAAGCUGCUCUAGCAUUCCUUCACGGAGCUUUUCUUCUGGAAGCUUCCUGCUCUGAGGGCGGUCAACAUGGAGAGAUGACUGCAAUGCAAGUCUACUCUUCUACGGCUAAGCUUUUUGAAUCGUGUGCCUUUGAAUAUGAAAAACAGAAUGAAAUGGCUGCUGCUGCUCUGGCGUAUAAAGGCAUGGAAGUAGCAUAUUUCCGGGCGGUUUCAUGCAAAAGUUCUAGCUUGACUAAAGAUCGGAACGAGUUGCAUGGGUUCCUGCAAACAACUAUCCAAGGUGAUUCACCAUCUUCCUCUGCAUCGGAUGUCGAUAACUUAAGCACUCAUGUCACAGUUGAUAAGGCUCCUUUAUCCAAGGGAACACUCCCUCAUGUUGUUGGAAACCCCACUGUUGUGCCCAGAAACCAUGCCAGUCUCGCUAGAUUGAUCAACUUUACACAGGACAUGGGUUCUGCCAUGGAAGCAGCAAGAAAAUACCAGAAUGCUUUCAUAGCUUUUAGUUCAGCGUCGGAAGUGUCACCAAAGACCGAGUUGAUUUCUUCUGUCAAGGGAGUUUUGGAUUUUAGCUUCCAAGAUGUGGAACGCCUCAUAGAGCUACUGCGGCUUGCAAUGGAGGCUAUAAAUCGUUCGGGUUUGGAUAAUACCAAAAAGAUUAAAUAAAAUCAAACCCUGUAUAUAUAUUGCUGUUUUUGUUGGUUUACUUCCCACAGGAGGGCUCUACUCAAAGAGGAAGGGAAGAAAAGUGUCGCUUAGAGAAUUCUACCCGAAUGUGCAAAGAUACUGGUCAAAACAGUCCACAUCUUUGUGUACAUGUGUACAAUCUCGGGAGUCGUUAAAAAGAGAUGUUCAGAAGAUUUUGUAACUCAAUUCUUUUUGGGGUCAGUGAAAGGAAAGGUUACCGAGGAGGUUGAAAGAGUAAUGCAUAGUGACUGGAAAUCAGUAGGCAAACCAUUUUUGAGGAGGUGGCUGAAAGUUCUGAACUAUUGGUAUAUGAACAACAGGCCACCGGUUUGCCGCCAUUUUUGACAUGAAUGAAAUAGAAAUGGAAAUUCUUUUGGAGAAGGCUAUUGCCUGUAUCGAUUUGCUUUAGCUAACUGGUGCAGCGCCGUUUUGGUUCCUACAGAGGCUACAGGUAUGUAAUCUCAUCACAUUUUAGUUUUAGCAUCACAUGGGUGUCUCAAUUUUACUCCAUUUUUGUACGAGGUUGCAAUUUUCCACUAACAAUUUGGUUCUGUUUCCUUCUUUGGAACAAAGAUUGCGAUCUUGCUACUGUUUGUUCGUUAAGUACAAGAACGAAAACUCGGGGGUGGUGGGGUUGCAUUUUGAUUGACAGGGUUGAUUCGAUAGCUGCAAGUGAGUUAGCAGGCCUGGUGAAGGCCAUUCAUCUUUUACUUUCGUCUUACCCACUUAUUUUCUAUGUAUGCAAACGCCACUAAGGUCUGAACUUGCUUCUAGUUUAGCCAUGAUGAAAUUCUUUGCUCUUGGUAGUAUAGAAAAUGGCAGCAGUUUGCGCCGUAGUUUCUUGCCUCAGUUGUACGCAACAGGUGGGAGACUAAGCGCAGAAAUCCUUCGCUUGCUGCAAUGUAAAGAUCUUGCAUCAUAUCAGGUCUUGAAUAGGUUAUAUUUUGUGAAGCGGCUUCAGUUUGGCUUUUGCUACAGACUCGAUUACCUUAGUGGAUCUAAUCCGCAUGUACAAAAGCGACUCAUUCUUGUAGCAGCGUCUCAUUUGGAAGUAAUGAUAAUUGGUAUUCAGUACGAGUCUCUGCAAAUGCCUAUGCAAUUUACUAUUGUAUCUGGAACUUUUUGUUACUAUUCAAAAGAGGCACCAGUCACAACAAGGUCGAGAGGGUUACGCUGUUAUAUUAUCCUAUCCAUGAGGCUACGAUGGAGAUUCGAUGUUGGGGUCACAGUCUCGUACAUUUUCUUAAAAGGAUAAGCAGAACUGUGCUUAGGAGUUAGGACAUCUGUUUGCAGCCCUAAUGCCUUGAAAUGUAUCAAAUACGGGAACCCUUGCUGUCCUGGGUGAAUAGCCUAUAUAGUAUAUAACACACCAUCAUCUCUAUUAGAGAUGCGAACCGUCAAAUCGUUCUGGGUUUCGAUUCGAGGCCCUAUCUAUCAGUGUUUAUCUUUGUCCAACCAUAGUGUCUGAAACUACUCUGCCAACAACAAUGAAACUAUCGUACACCAGUCGAUUCUGCUGCGUCAGCCAUUCACGGCGAUCACUCUUUCAUCUGGCAAAAGCUACAGGGCGGAGAUGGUGGUGGGGAAGGCGGCUAAAUCAAACUGUGAUUGAGACCAACAACUUCUCCCUGAGAUCAUCAGUUUCUAGUAUCCACCUGCCUGAAGACACACUCGAGCCCAUCCAAGGCAACAAGCUCAGAGAUCAUGCCUGUCCGACUCUCCAAGUUGCAGAAUGUUGUAAAGUUCUGUUCUGGUUGUCCCAGCAAGACCUGCGAAGCUGGCUCACAAAGCAUUUUUACUCAAUGGAAACCGGCGACAGACCUCUUUCUUGCCUUCUAUCUUGUUGAUUCCACUCCUAGGAAUGAAUUACUUCUCAUGUGUAGGAAAAGAAACCAGCGAGAGAAAUGUAAGCAAAUUCCAUCGUUUUACCAAAAAUCCCCACAACUGCAAGAUCCAUCCCUAAAAUGGUGAAACCUGUUGACAUCUCGCACAAUGAAAUCUCUCUCUACAAUUCCACUGAUCGCCUUGAACGCUUCAUGACAAUCCUUGCACAUCCUCAAGUUCUUCAUAACCCUAAUAGUGAUCCCUUUAGGUAUCACAAUCAGAGCAAAGGCCAGAGCCAGCCUCUCACUAUGGAGGCUCACAAUCUCUUCCUUGGCCUCCUGUUCCACCUCAAAGAAGACCAAACCGAGACUCCCUCCCGCGUACCCUCUCUCCUUCAUCCUGCCUUCCAACUCCCUCAGCAGUCUCAAUACAUCCUCCCCUCUCUCGAACGAAAGAUUACCUGCGUGAAACACGAAUGUGGAAUCACGAAUCUCGACCCAGCUGCACCCAGGAUCCUUCACUACGCCAGCUUGCUUCAUCUGGGACCUCAAACCAUGAGCGAUCUCCCAUUCUCCUGUCGAUGCAUAUGCAUUUGACAACGUCACGUAUGCGCCUGCCACCUGUUGGUUGGACUCGAUCAAUCGCCUGCUAGCUUCCUGAGCAAUGUCCACCCGGCCAUGGAGCCUGCUGGCUGAUAGCAGGGUGCCCCAAAGGAGAGCCCCCUCCGCGGGGGUUUCCACGUGGAUCGACUUGGCUAGCUUGUGAGCCUCAUCGAGACGACCCACUCGACAGUACAUGUCCACUACACAGGUAUAAUGCUUUGCCUCGGGUUCUACUCCAUGCUUCUCGAGCAUGGAGUUCAGAAACCCUAGGCCUUCGUCCACAAGACCAGAAUGGCUGCAUCCGUGCAAAACUCCAACAAAUGUGACAUCAUUUGGCUUGACCCCUCUCUCGACCAUCUCUUCGAAGAGUUCGAUUGAUAACUUCCCAAGUCCAUACUUGGAAGCACCAACUAUGAUCGAAGUGUACUCCACCACAGAAGGGUUAGGGAUUCUCUUGAAAAUCUUCCAUGAGUAAUCAAAGCAUCCACUUUUGCCAUACAUAUCGACAAGUGUACUCGUGACAACAUCGUUUACCUCAUGCCCACCUCGAAUCACUGCUCCAUGCGAUGCUCUCCCUGCAACAAGCUUCCCCAAGCUCGAGCAAGCACUGAUCACACUUGCCAACAUGAAAUCGUUUGCACGUACCCUCACCAUGGAAUUGAAAAGCCUGAAAACUUCAAGAGCUUCACUUCCUCUGCCAUUCUGUGCAUAGGCCGCUAUCAUUGAAGUCCAGGUAACAAUGUUCCCCAUGACUUCAGCAUGGGCGUGGAUCUUCUUCCCGGCUUCGAGCUCUGCCAGAAUCGAACAGGCUUUGACCACCGUGGAAACAGUGAAGUCAUUGGGCUUAACUGAUGUCUCCAACAUCUUCACGUACAUCCCCAGAGUGAGCCCGGCUUGAUCGGAGGUCACAUAACCAGCCAUCAGGGAGGUCCAAGAGACGACAUUUGGUUCAGGCAUUUCAUCGAACAGGCGGUGGGCAAGGCUGAUUUCUCGGAGCCUGACGUAGCCAUUGACGAGAUGGUUUGCCGCAAAAGUGUCGCUUUUUGAAAGCCCAGAUUUGAAGAAGCUGCAGUGAACGGAGGAUACUGAUCGGACAUCGUUGCAGUUCCGGAGCUGCUGAAUGAGAUUGAGGUGGGACGAUGGAGAUUCCUCUUGGCGGGAAAGCUGCGAGCCAAGGAAUCGGAAGUUUCGGUUAAGCGUCCACUUCAUUUG